GUCAAAAUGGCGAGCCUCAUCUAGGGGUCGAGUGUGAUAAACUGUCACAUUUUCAUAGUUUCAGGGGGGGGUAUUUUCGGCCUCGUGAGCUAUCCUGAUGGCCAUGUUAGCAAACAUAGCUCUGCGAGCUGUUCUGAAGUCCUCAGUUGGUGUUUUGCGAGAAAGCGUCGCUCUGUCAGUGAAGCCCUGGACAUGCAGCUCGUCUUUAUUAUGGGGACCGAGAGUCGGCUGUGGUGCAGACGGCUUUGCUGUUCCACCACCGGUGAGACAUUACGCUCGGGUUGCAAAGAAGAAGAAGACGGGCCCUGAGAGCCAGCUCAGCGAUCUUCCUUCAACUAUGCUGAAGAUGGAUUAUACAGCUGUGCCCCUCGCUCAAACGACCGAUGAUGUUGUCAGAAGACUUCUGUCUUUGGAGUUGGCGAGUCACAGUGAAAAGCUGCAGCUGAAAAAGGAACAGUUGGUUGCCAAAGUCCAGAGGGACGAGAACGACCGCAGCUCAGUGGAAGUCCGGGUGGCUAUUUUGACUGCAAGAAUCCGAAACUAUCAGGAGCACUUGCAAAAACACCACAAGGACAAAGCUAACAAGAGGCGGAUGCUCAUGGCUAUUGACCGAAGGAAAAAGCUUUUGAAAAACCUGAGGUUGGUUAACUAUGACGCCUUUGAGAAAGUGUGCGAGCAGCUGGGCAUCACCUACACUUUCCCUCCAGAGUACUACAGACGGGCCACACGCCGCUGGCUGGCCAAGAAGGCCUUCUGCAUUAAGGUCUUCAAGGAAGUGCAGAAGCAGAAAGCAGAGCAGAGGCUGAUGAAGCAACGUUUAGCCUCCGCAGGCACCGAGGCAGCCAAGAUAACAGCUGUUUAAACCCAAUAAAAGACAAUGUCCUGUACAUUACAACAAUGGAUUCGUCAUGCUUGUGUUAACAUCUUUACUUUAACACCUUCAGAUACGUGGCAUGUGGAUAAAUGGCUCCCUUUUUCGUGUGUUACCAACAUGCAAUGUUAUUUUCUUUUGCUUUCACAUUGAUGGUGGAAAUAAAACAUUCCAGAAAGUUGUA
Molecule: messenger RNA, 1055 nt
Organism: Anarrhichthys ocellatus (wolf-eel)
Lineage: Eukaryota; Metazoa; Chordata; Actinopteri; Perciformes; Anarhichadidae
Gene: mrps15
Product: mitochondrial ribosomal protein S15
Exons: 8
Coding region: 98-862 (254 amino acids)
Biological process (GO): mitochondrial translation
Cellular component (GO): ribosome; mitochondrial small ribosomal subunit
Molecular function (GO): RNA binding; structural constituent of ribosome
Source: RefSeq, a predicted model, not a curated record